This is a messenger RNA of Dovyalis caffra, 306 nucleotides long. NCBI's taxonomy places the organism in Eukaryota, Viridiplantae, Streptophyta, Magnoliopsida, Malpighiales, Salicaceae. The record is from the annotation of a GenBank genome assembly.
AUGGCUGAAGGGAAGCACCACCACAAGGACGGCGAGGAAGUUGAUUACAAGAAGGAGGAGAAGCACCACAAACAUCUUGAGCAUCUUGGCGAGCUCGGUACUGUUGCUGCUGGAGCUUAUGCGUUGCAUGAGAAGCAUCAGGCAAAGAAAGACCCAGAGCAUGCACACAGAUUCAAAAUAGAAGAGGAGAUUGCAGCAGCAGUUGUAGUUGGAUCUGGCGGAAUGGCUUUCCAUGAACAUCGCGAGAAGAAAGAAUUCAAGAAAGAGGAUGAAGAGGCUCAUGGAAAGAAGCACCAUCUCUUUUAA